UAAUUGAUUGCAGCGGGAUUUUGUCGUACAGUUGCUCUAUAUAUCGAAAACAACAUUUGACCAGAAACUAAGAUCCUGUUUCCCUCGCCUGUUUUAGAAACACAUCUCGACAGUUAGCUUAACAACCUGGCAAAUUAUUUCAAAUACAAUUUUGUUUUUGGGUGUUUCGUGUCCUUUAAUUUAUGUUGGAUAGGAAUUUUUUAUUCCGGCCUGUGAGGGCCUUUGCUCUCUUGCUUGUUGCUCGAAUGACAUGACACAGCAGAGAAAAACAAAAGACGUAUACGCCGAAGCGGAAGUGUGUAAGUAUUCGGACGGCCAAGGGUCUGUGUUGAUUGAUGCUUUUCAUUAACUUCCGACGUAUUGAACAGCUCGUAUAAAUCGAAUUACUUGACACGCAAGCACGCUUUAAAAUUUAUGUGUUCACGAAGCGUGAAGAAGCACAGAAUCUGAUGUAUCACCAAGCGCCUUUUCAAUAGUCAUUGUAUCACAUGUGUUGGUUUUGAAUUACAACCAGAACAAUCGCUUGGGAAAUUUUACCGGGACACAGGAGUCUGCUAGAAGUUUGAAGUCAAGACUUACAUCACAGAUCCAAUCAACCACAGUUGAAUAAGACAUUAAAGCUGAAAUUCGUCAAUUGGUGCAGCCGUGCUCGCUCCUCUCUCGAUAUGGCUAACGGGAGGGCAAUUUUAAUGGCUGUAGUUGUUGCUUGGGGCUUUUCAUGUUACUCGUAUGCGAAUACAGAAUUUGCAAACCAAUGGGCUGUAUAUAUGCACGGUGGCUUGGAAGUGGCCAAGCAAGUUGCACUGGAGCACGGGUUUCGCUGUAUCGGCCCGGUUGGAAUGCUAAAGGAUGUGUACCUGUUCACACAUCGUGCUGUUCCUCGCAGGUACAAAAGAAGUACCACAUUUAGGAACGUUGUUCUUUCUAGAGACAAAAGAGUCGAUUUAGUUGUUCAGCAAGAAAUAAAGAAGAGAGUCAAACGAGAAGCAAAGGACAUUCAUUUUUCAGAUCAUUGUUGGGGAAAUCAAUGGUAUUUGCAUAACCGAGACCCGGGAAUGACUGGACAUGAUAUGAACAUACUACCGGCUUGGAAGAAGGGCAUCACGGGAAAGAAUGUUGUCAUCACCAUUCUUGAUGACGGUAUCGAAUACACACAUAAAGAACUUGUGAAAAAUUAUGAUAGAAAUGCAAGUUACGACUACAACGACAAUGAUGCCGAUCCACGACCACGUUGGACAUUGGAAACCAACCAAUUUCGUAGAAAUGGUCACGGAACCAGAUGCGCUGGACAAAUAGCCGCAACUGGAAACAACUCGUUCUGCAUCGUUGGCGUUGCUUAUGAUUCAAAGAUCGGCGGAAUCAGGAUGCUUGACGGCGAGGUAACAGAUGCUGUGGAGGCGCGAUCAUUGACGCAUCGCAGAGAUUAUGUCGAUGUUUACAGCUCUAGCUGGGGGCCUGAUGACGACGGAAGAACGGUUGAUGGGCCUGGGAAUCUGACUACGCAAGCGCUCAUCGAGGGAAUUCUCUUUGGAAGGAAUGGAAAAGGAAGCAUAUUCGUGUGGGCAUCUGGCAAUGGAGGGACGAAUGAUGACUGCAACUGUGAUGGCUACACCAAUAGCAUAUACACGAUUUCAGCUGGCGCUGCGACGUCUUACGGAUCACGGCCUUGGUAUCUUGAAGAAUGCGCUUCGACUCUCAUCUCUUCAUAUGGGGGUGGCAACAACGUUCUUGACAAACGCAUUGUUACUUCAGAUCUGAAUGGAGGAUGCACUUUAAGGCAUACUGGAACAUCUGUUGCUGCACCAUUUGCUGCUGGUUUCAUUGCACUUGCUUUGGAGGCGAAACCAGAGCUUACUUGGCGAGAUGUACAACAUGUUCUUGUGAAUAGCGCCAAUAUUCGAAACUUGGAUCAACACAACGUGCAAGUGAAUGGAGUUAACAAGAAAUUCAGCCCAACGUUUGGGUUCGGUUUAUUGGACGGGGGAGCUUUGGUGGACCUAGCUGAAAAGUGGUCCUUGGUUUCUGAGCAGCAUAUAUGUAAAACUGCCAUUGCUAGACCGGCACUCAUUAUAGAUAGUCGUCAGAAGCUGAUAGUUGAUAUUGAUACCAAAUCUCGCAGCUUCGUUCGCUACUUAGAGCAUACCCACCUAGUUGUGAACCUCGUGCAUUCUAGUCGCGGAGCGCUCUCUAUCUACCUGGUUUCGCCAAUGGGAACUCGAAGCAGGGUGUUAAGUAGGCGCAAGCUGGAUACAAGGAGAGGAAGCUUCAAGAAAUGGGCAUUUUUAUCAGUUCACUUCUGGGGCGAAAAUCCUUAUGGAAAGUGGAAAUUGGAGAUAGACAGCGCCCAUGGAACCGGUUUACUUGAAGAGUGGCAACUAGUGAUGUACGGAACAGAGUUUACGCCCGGAGUCCCUUAUCCGGACAUAGACGAUCAGCCUCUUGUUCCGGGCCAGAAAGGCGUCAGAUGCCACCCGGAAUGUCUUGAAGGAUGCACUGGUCCGGAGCCUUAUCAGUGUAUAAGCUGUAAGAACUACAUGCUUGUUGAUGGGAAUAAGACAUGCGUGCCUAUAUGCCCCGCCAAGUACUUCACAGACGAAAUAUCAUUAUUAUGCCUACCUUGCCAUAACGCCUGCUGGUCUUGUGUUGGACCUUCAAGUGUUCAGUGUACGUCUUGCCAUACUGGAAAGCACCUGCACAAAAAACAAUGUUUUGAUCAAUGUCCGUCAGACCAUUUUAAGCUUAUCCACGAAGUUGGAUUCAAGUGCAAUAAAUGUCAUGGAAACUGUCUUACCUGCUCUGGUAAGGCAGACAAUUGUACGACUUGCCGACACGAAGAUUUUCUAAGCAAUCACAAUUGCAUCCCAAGGUGUGGUCAUGGGUACUUUUUUGAUGGCCUAAACUGCAUACCAUGCCAUGGAUCGUGUCAUACGUGUGAUGGACGUGGCUACCGUAACUGUACAUCUUGUCGAUAUAGAGGUCUUCAUAGCAACAACGACUACAAAACGAUGUAUUUUUACAAAGGGAGUUGUCUGUUUACAUGUCCUCCCCGAUACUAUAGAGAUCAUACAAAAGGUGUGUGCGAGCCUUGUGGCAAGAACUGUCUAAAGUGCGUUGCAGAGGGUGAGCAGUGCGUUGCUUGUAAAUGGGGUCACUUUCUGCCAGCGUUAAACAAGAAGGAUUGCAUCAAGGAAUGCCCUAGAGGCCAAUACCCGGACUUGCUGAAUGGCCUUUGCAUAUUAUGUUCGAAAAACUGUGAGUCGUGCAUCCCUGGAAAGCCUUUCGAAUGCUUGUCAUGUAAAAGCAGUUUGUUUGACCCCCGUAUGCUGAAGCAAAGCACCUGUGUUUCCGAUUGUGGCAUUGGGUUCUUUUCCAACAGUACUUCUAACAUGUGCCAGGUUUGUCCGUAUCCGUGCAGUGAUUGCAAGGGGGACAAAAACUGUGAAAAUUGCUACGUCAAUCUGAACGAAGAACGCUGCUUGGAAGCCUGUCCCAGUGGUACAUUCCGAGAUAUUGAACAGAGAUUCAGAUGUACGAGAUGUCACUCAUCCUGCAAAGAAUGCUCAGGGGAGCAUCUCCACCAAUGCUUAGAAUGCCCAAGAGAAAUGGUCCUUCGUGCCGAUGGGAGAUGUUCCUGGACCUGCCCUCCUGGGGCAUUCUACAAAGACUUAAAAGAACAAAUUUGUAAGCCGUGCCACCCUUCUUGCACCCAGUGCUUUGGACCAACUGAAAAAGAAUGUCGGCGAUGUGUUGGAAAUUUGAAACUCCGAGGAUCAACUUGCAUACAGCCAUGUAUUGAUAACCUGACUGAAAAUUCAUGUAACAACUGCCAUCCAAAGUGCAAAAGCUGCUUCGGCGCUACUGAAACGGAAUGUCUUUCAUGUCACCCAAAUAAAACACUUUACGAAUACCACUGCACAGAAAGAUGUCCUCGCGGAUAUUACAAAGUGCCUGGUGGAAUGUGUAUGCCUUGUCACAAAACCUGUUCAACUUGCCAUGGAAAUCUUUCUACGCAGUGUGACUCUUGCGCAAGCGAUCUCAAGUUAUUUGAGAACCGUUGUGUAUUGCGAUGUCCAAUGGGCUAUUUCAAAAUGGACGAGUGGUGCCUCAAAUGCUCUGAUCGAUGUGUCGAGUGCCAGUACUCUGAAGAUGUAUGCAUGCGCUGUAAGGAAGGCUACGUGAGACGAGAUCUUGGUUGUCACGUGUCCUGUGGUGACGGUAGCUUCGAAGUGCCUGGCACGCGGCAGUGUGAGAAGUGUCACCGUAACUGCAAGACGUGUUUUGGUUUCAAUGCAAACCAAUGCUUGUCGUGUCAUCACGGGAUGCUUCUUUACAAGUCAGUGUGUUUCGAAGAAUGCCCUUCAAGGUAUAUCGCAGAAGCACCAACGUCUAUGUGCAACAACUGCCCAGAAAACUGUAUCACCUGUUUUACUGAAGGAAACAUGUCAAUCUGCGAGCACUGCCGUUAUCCAUUUGUCAUUCAUAAAGGCGAGUGCAUCAGGUCUUGUCCACUCAUCGGGUAUUACACUGACUUCUACACCAAGAGCUGCAAACAAUGCCAUGAUACAUGUGACAUUUGCUAUGGCCCUGAUAAAGAUGAAUGCAUGCUCUGUAAAAAGGGACUUUCGCAAGUUGGCAGUCUUUGUGUUGAAGAAACCUGUAAGGAAGGUUAUUACAUCGAUGCUGAGUCGUUAAAGUGCAAAAAGUGUCAUCUCUCAUGUAGGUCCUGUCGUGGCCCAUCUGUAAGACAAUGUACGGAAUGCUAUGGAGACUAUAUCCUGCAUAGAAAUAGGUGCAUUCUUGGAUGCGAUGCUGAUAAGUAUCCAGACCAGAAGACUGGUAUAUGUAGAUUUUGUGACCCGUCCUGCCAAACGUGUGUAGGACCUACAUCGAGGAACUGCACAGGCUGUUUCAAAGAGCACAUCCUUGUUGAUGGCAAGUGCAUUCUUAACUGCGCAGAUGGUAAAUACUUGAAUAAGUUCACUGGGCAGUGUAUACCAUGUCACAAACGAUGCAAAGGUUGCAACGGCCCUGACUACAAUAACUGCACGGACUGUCGUAGUGAUAAAAUUCUUAGCAGUUCUGGGGCCUGUGUAAAAAGGUGCCCCUCUGGUUUCUUCGCAGAGCCAAUCUCCGAACGUUGCCAGUCUUGCAGUCCUCUUUGCAAAAACUGUAAUGGCCCAAGCAUAAAAAACUGUACUGCAUGCCAUAAUGAACUUGUUUUGGCCAACGGUAGAUGUGUUCAUGAUUGCAAAGAUGGUAGUUAUCUUGAUUCUUUAUCUGGAAAAUGCUUGAAUUGCUUACCGCCAUGCAAAGAAUGCAAGGGACCGUUGUAUGAAUGCACUUUGUGCCAGGAUGGUUUUGUCUUGACCGAUGGGAAGUGUUUGCCGGAUUGCACAAACGGAAGCUACCCAGAUAAAACACUACAAGUGUGCUUAUUGUGUAACAGUAACUGUAAAAUGUGCGAUGGUCCAUUCGAGAACAAUUGCACAGCGUGUCUUUCGAACAGUAUUCUUAUUGAUGGGGAAUGUGUGUUGAAUUGUCCUGAUGGAACAUAUUCAAGCAGAAUGCAGAAAACAUGCAAUGCUUGUGAUUCAUCGUGCGUAACAUGUGAUGGGGCCCUUGCCAUUGACUGUACUUCAUGUAAAACGGGCUACGCCUUGUUUGAUGGCAAAUGCAUUCUGUUCUGCAAUGAGGGUUUUUACCCCGAUGAGGAAAAGGGAAAGUGUCUGCCCUGUAAAUCAAAUUGCAAGGCGUGUACUGGCCCGAAGAAGAACGACUGCAUUAGUUGUAAGCAGGGAUUUGUUAUGAGAAAAAGCGAAUGUGGUGCAGGAUGCAAUGAAGAUUGCUUUUACAACGAAGUAUCAGGCAAUUGCGAGAAGUGUACAAAUCCGUGCGCUACCUGCUAUGGACCAAGUAUAAACGAAUGUAUUUCCUGCAGAGCUAACUUUAACUUGAUUGAUUCCACCUGCUUUCCUAUUUGCAAGAGAUCUGAAUAUCUGGAUGCAAAGAGUUGGGAGUGUAAAAAAUGCGCCAAUGCUUGUGAAAGUUGCUUUGGCCCUGCGAGAAAGAAUUGCACCUUAUGUAAGCCAGGUUUUACCUUGAUUGAAAGUACAUGUUUCAUGAUGUGUGAAGGAGGAGAGUAUAGGGACUAUGCAUCGGGAAGGUGUCUCAAUUGUAGUGAAGGUUGCCUGGCAUGCCAGGGCCCUUCUAUAGCAGACUGUGUCAUCUGUAAAAAAGGAUACCAAUUGAAUGAUCGAAUGGGUUGUACUGAGGUUAAGUGUACCGAAGGAAGGUUUUUUGAUGAUGAUACAUGGCGAUGUAAAUCUUGUCACAGUGAUUGCAAGUCAUGCGAUGGACCAUCGAAAGAGGAGUGUUUGUCUUGCAACGAUGGGUAUCAGCUUUUGAAUAACACCUGUGCCAACAUCUGUCAUGAAGGUAGCUUUUAUGAUAUCGAAAAUGGUCGAUGCGAAAAAUGCAGUGAGCUGUGCAAGACAUGCAGUGGUCCAGGCGAAAGUAACUGUACGUCGUGCCAAAAAAGACACAUAUUGAUCGGAAACACGUGCAGAAAUACAUGUGUAGUAGGUAGUUACUACAAUGAAGAAACACAAGAAUGUGAGCUGUGUAAUGACAGCUGCCUUAGUUGUGACGGGCAAAAUGUGACAGAUUGUACCUCUUGUCCUCCAGGUUUCAUGCUAAAGAACGGCCUCUGUGCUGUUGAGUGCGCAGAUGAAAGCUAUUUUGACUUAGACAAGCUCAGAUGCUUGCCUUGCUCAAGCAGAUGCCUAUCUUGUAACGGGCCAACAAAAAGCAACUGCACCGGAUGUUUCGAUUCUCUUGUUCUCAGAAACGGUAGCUGUGUUCAGCUUUGCAAAGAGGGCACAUACAGAAAUAUAGAAUUGGAUUACUGUAUGGCGUGUGAUUCUUCAUGUAAGACGUGUCAUGGUCCGGGCACCAAUGACUGCACGGCCUGUCGAGACAACAAACGGCUGAUGAAUGGUGCCUGUGUUUCAAAGUGUAUUCGUGGGUAUUAUUUUGAUGAAAAUAUUGAAGAGUGUGGAAAGUGUCAUCCAACUUGCGUAGAAUGCACAGGUCCAGGUGCAAAUGAAUGCACGCGCUGCGGAGAAGACUUCCUGCUUAGCAAAAAUAUAUGUCAUCUCUGGUGUAUGACAGGGUCCUACCCAGACGACAGCUUGUUUAAAUGCGUACAAUGUGAUGCGACUUGUAGAGAGUGUUCUGGACCCACGAAGAACAACUGCACUGACUGUUAUAGCCGGCAUUCCCUUAAACAUGGAGUGUGCCAGGUUCUGUGUUCAAAAGAAACCUACUUGGACACAGACAGAAACUUAUGCCAAAGUUGCGACCGCCCGUGUAAGGAGUGCAUUGGGCCGGGGUCUGAUAAUUGCUCUUCCUGCAUUGACGGACACGAGCUUCAAGGACAAUCUUGUAUACAGCCUUGUCUGGAUGGUUAUGUUGACACAGAAAACAAAUGCAGAGCAUGCCACGAUGCUUGCUUAGGCUGCCAUGGGCCUGGUCCAGGUAGUUGCAACGAGUGCAAGUACAGUGAUAAAUUAAUGGGUGAUUUAUGCACUUGUAAAAAUGGGUACUUCAUGAAUAUGGAUACGUUUGAUUGCGAGAAAUGUGACAGAACAUGUGAAAAAUGCACUGGAACGGGACCACAGCACUGCACAAUUUGCGCGGAUAACCUCUUUUUUGACCAUUCCAUGAAAAUGUGUUCUUAUGUUUGCAGCACAGGAACGUAUUUCGAGAAUGAUGCCUGUUUCCCGUGUCAUGAAACAUGUCAUUCAUGUGAUGGGAAAGAGUUUAAGGACUGCCUCCUUUGUAAUGAUACACUGGUUCUAUACAAUUCGACGUGUAUUGAAGAAUGUCCUGAUGGCUUUUACAAGAUGACCUUUGAAAAAAAAAGUAUCUGCGUGAUGUGUAAUGAAAAUUGCAAGACAUGCUUUGAAAGGAGUAUGGAUCAAUGUAUAUCUUGUUAUGAUGAUUUUGUUUUGCAGAAUGGUACGUGUAGAGAGAAUUGCACAUCGCCCUACGUCAUGGACACGGCGAGCAAAGAGUGUGUCAUUCCACUAGAAAAACCAUUCAUAAGGAAGCUUCUUUCUUUCAAAGACGUACACUCCCAGCAAACGUUAAAAUCGAACAUUUCAUCAUUGCUCGAAAACAACAUCCUCUUGGUCUUGUCCGUUUCUUUCCUCGUCCUUCUCUUUGCAUUUGUAUUAAAGAAUCGCUAGUACUGUGUUAAGUCAACACUCAGUUGCAAAAGCAUUCUUUUAGCCAGCUCCCAACAGCCAUGGCGAGUCUCUGCAUUAUUUAAGGAAAGUUAAUGCGCUUGCAGCCAUCUUAAUCUUACAGCAUGUAUGGAUGAUCUCGUUAUCACACACUGCCUCGUUGUUAACACCACUUGCGAUGACAACAGAAGUUGGCAAUAUCUGACAGAACUUGCAAUAUCGAAUGGACAGAUUAAAAGAUGAGGACAUUCUUAAUUUUGAAGGGUUUUACCAUUCGUAUGAGUGUUUUAUUACAAGGUUGUUUUAACCAUUCUGUAUAUAUAGUUAAUUAAUGCAUACACAAAUUUAUUGGAAAACCUAUAUCUUGAUCUCGAGAUGAUAUCUUGCCAAUUAUUUUUUCAAAUAUUCUCAACCAAUAUGUUUUUGUCAUGCUGCUUGAGUUUGAUCAUGAACAGUAAAACACUUGUUUGAUAGCUACUAUGCUAAAUAUAUUGAUAGCCUGUGUAGGACACCAUCACCCACUGAUUCAGUAUUUCUUACGUUUUUAACGCAGCGUUUUAACAAGUAAAUGAAAAUUCAAGUUGGUCGGUCUUUCUUAAUCCAGUAUGUUCUUGUUUUUUAAUCAACAUAGGUCUUAUUUUUUCUAUAAUGAGUCCAAUAUUUUUAGUUUUUAUUUUUUAACUUGUCAAUGUCAAGAAGAAGAUCCGUUUUGAUUAAAUUUGCUUAUCUACACAAAACGUUUCAGCUGCAAAAUCUAUAUUCUAAUAUGGAAUUUUCUAUCGAACGUGAAUGGUUUUUAAAUUUAACUAAUACUUUGUAAAAGACGCCAAUUUCUUCGAUGUAUAAAUUAUGUUGGAUUUGAAAAAGAA
This is a messenger RNA of Rhopilema esculentum, 9115 nucleotides long. RefSeq lists its product as uncharacterized. Gene Ontology annotation, cellular component: Golgi membrane; trans-Golgi network. Gene Ontology annotation, molecular function: protein binding; serine-type endopeptidase activity. Lineage: Eukaryota; Metazoa; Cnidaria; Scyphozoa; Rhizostomeae; Rhizostomatidae. The record is from RefSeq and is a predicted model, not a curated record. Gene Ontology annotation, biological process: protein processing.